Messenger RNA from Aspergillus ruber CBS 135680, 2448 nucleotides. Its product is annotated as putative serine/threonine protein kinase (Prp4). Gene Ontology annotation, biological process: peptidyl-serine phosphorylation; mRNA cis splicing, via spliceosome; peptidyl-threonine phosphorylation. Gene Ontology annotation, molecular function: ATP binding; protein serine/threonine kinase activity. Bases 1 to 2448 code for a protein of 815 amino acids. NCBI's taxonomy places the organism in Eukaryota, Fungi, Ascomycota, Eurotiomycetes, Eurotiales, Aspergillaceae. The transcript is spliced from 2 exons. The record is from RefSeq and is a predicted model, not a curated record.
AUGGCAUCAUACAGGUCAAAGUCUCCAUCGACCCCUUCUGAGGGUGAGAUCAUCGAAUCAGGUUUGGAGAUGAAGGCAACUACGUCAAAAACUUCUCUUAAUGACACCAACGUUGACCGUAAAACCAGAGUCAGUACCUCUUCGGCGCCCAGGUCCCGAUCGCCAACAUCCCUGAGUACUAGUCGAUCGCCACGCCGGCGAAGAUCCAGAUCCAGAACAUCGCGAUCAUCGAGAAGCCGUUCCUGCUCCCCUUAUCGAAACUACAGAGGAAAUAAACGCAGGCGGGAGGAUGAUUAUUAUGACGACAGACGAUACUAUCGGCAGGAGCCGCCGCCGCCACCGCGACAGCGUGCAGGACAGAGGCACGAUGGCAGAUAUCAUAGGCGAUCUAACUCCUACUACGACUAUGAUCGGGAAGAAGGAUAUGGCGGUGGUCUGAAAUACACGGAUGACUACGACCGUCGUGAGGAGAAGCGGCACCGGAGUCGAUCCCCGUACCGUGAUUCGUACCACGAAGUUAGGAGACCCAAGCAAUAUUCCGGUGAUGAGUGGAAUGGGAGCAUAGGCCCGCGAGGCUUCAAAGAACGAAGGCCAUCUACUGAACAGUUAGUGAGCGAACGAGGAAGCGUUCGAUUCGUCGCUCAGACUUCUAAACAAGAUGCUGAAAUUCGGGAGAACCAGGUUCAGCAACAGGCUUCUCAUGCUAGCUCUCGUGUUGUAGAUAGGUAUGUCGUUCGAGGUCUUUAUGUAUUGACAUGUCAAGCCAAUACUGAUGAGCCCAGUGUGCCUACUGAAUCACAGGAACAGCAACCUGCCGAGGCAGUCGACGAAGCAGCUCAACUGGAAGCCCGUCGGAAGCGACGUGAAGCCAUCAGAGCGAAAUACAAAAGCCAGGCUACGCCUCUACACCUGCAGGCAGUCCACGCCGGGGACUCCGACUCUUCGACACCAGGCGCAGAUUCAAACCGUGCUAGUGCAAGCCAGACUGCAUCGGUUUCUCCUCAGUUAACCCCCGUCCAGACACCCAGUGAAAACACGGCAGAUCCAUUCCCGGAUUUCGAGGUUGGCAAGGAUGCCGAUUUGAUUAACGACACUGCACCUGUAGAUGGUGUUGAAAAGGACGAACCAUCGGCAGCAGACUACGAUCCGACUUUUGAUAUGAAAGAAGAUCGAGAGAAACACGGCCCUAGUCAGGAAACCUCAUCGGCCGCGUAUGACGAGACGCAGCCUGAUAAGCAAGAGAUUCUGAUGCCUGAUGUGACUGAAAAUCCACCUGCACCGGCUAGGACGAAAGAUCCCUACGAUAUGUUUGCGGAAGAUGACGAUGAUAUGUUUGCCGAGGAAACGCAGGAACCAACAAAUUCGGCGCAUGCAGCGGCUGUACCUCAACCGCAGGAGCUAGACAUCAGCAUGAUGGACAACUGGGACGACCCUGAAGGGUAUUACAAUGUCCGACUUGGUGAGCUUAUCAACGGCCGGUACCAUGUGCAGCAGAAUUUGGGUAAGGGGAUGUUUUCGUCUGUUGUGCGAGCUACGGAUUCCAAAACGGGCGGACUGGUUGCGGUCAAGAUCAUUCGACAGAAUGAUACGAUGAAGAAGGCAGGUAUGAAAGAGAUUGGCAUUCUGGAACAGUUGAUGGAGGCGGAUCCUGAAGAUAAGAAGCACAUGAUCAAGUUCGUGCGGUACUUUGACCACAAAGGCCAUCUAUGCAUGGUGUUUGAAAAUCUCAGCAUGAACCUGCGAGAGGUAUUGAAGAAGUUUGGACGAGAUGUGGGCCUCAAUCUCCGAGCCAUCCGGGCGUAUGCGCACCAGAUCUUCCUUGGGCUGAGCCUGAUGCGCAAGUGCAACAUUCUGCAUGCGGAUCUGAAACCGGACAAUCUCCUGGUGAACGAACAACGCAAUGUCCUUAAAGUGUGCGACCUAGGAUCGGCGUCGCCGGUGUCCGACAACGAAAUUACACCGUACCUGGUCAGCCGUUUCUACCGGGCACCGGAGGUUAUCCUCGGGAUUCCCUACGACUACGGGAUCGACAUGUGGUCGAUUGGCUGUACGCUAUUUGAGCUGUACACGGGCAAAAUUCUGUUUACGGGCCGAAACAACAAUCAAAUGCUACGGUCAAUUAUGGAAUGCCGUGGCAAAUACCCGCCGAAGUUGCUGCGACGGGGCACCCUGGCGCACCUGCACUUUGACGACAUGCUCAAUUUCCGGAGUACGGAAGAGGACAAGGUGACCGGGAGAAUUGUGACGCGGGUGCUGGACUUCAAGAAACCAACGCGGGAUCUAAAGACGAGGUUGAUGGGUCAUGACACGAGGCUGAGUGACGGGGAGGCGAAGGAAUUGAAUCUGUUUGUGGAUCUGUUGGAGCGGUGCCUGAGCCUGAAUCCGGAGAAACGGUGCACACCGACGGAGGCGUUGCGACAUCCGUUUAUUUUGCGGCCUAAGAAUUGA